AUGAGCACCGCCAAUAAUCCAGAAAAUACUGUUGACUACCUAUGUCUACUCCCCAAGGAGUUAUGGCGGCAAAUCCUUCUUGAGGUAUAUCCACCGCUCCUAUCUACCUUUACGGAGAAUAUUGGGGAAUACAUGCAGCUAAAGUGGCUGAAAGAAAGGGUGUUUGCCGCACAGAAAUGCCGUAUAGAACUGCUGGUCAUCUGUAAGGCUCUGCAGCCAAUCGCAGUUGAACUCCUUUACUCUGAAGUAAUCCUCAGCGGGACUACACGAGGAAUACAAAAGUUUUUUAGCGGAAUAGAUGCCCAAUGCAAUGCUGGGUAUUCUCCUGGAGUGUAUACGAGAUCCAUUGUCGUUGAUCUCAGAGGUUACGAGAGAACGAUGACCGAAAGCAUGCGCAAUGACUACGUCAGACUCCAUCUACUUCAUCAGUACUGCCCACGAAUCAACCUUAUGCUAGUCAAUGGGCCGUUUCGUCCUUAUACGCGCCUACCCUUAGACUGGAUCGUCGCUGUCGAGACGUUGAUACUCUUCGGCCCUAUAGUGGACUGGAAGGAGCUACCCUCUCCCCUGCUCAGUCACUCAUUCAUGCGCGUCACGUCACUCGGAAUCGUGGAGCCACUCAUCUUUCCAAAUCUCACAUCACUAUAUUUGGACGUCUCCAUCCCCGAAAAGCUAUCCCUUCUUUCCCUUCCAUCUCUCCACUGGCUAAACUUCUCCAUCGAUUGCCUCGAUAUCAACGAAUCAGCCACUUUUAUAGAACAAAAUGGCCAGCACCUCCGGUAUCUUGGGGUCAGACUUGACCUUGUGGACGAUAUUGGCGCAUGGGAAGAGCCUGACGUCAAGUCAAUAAUAAAUGCUGCCUACAAAUGCCAUCAUCUUGAUGUUCUCGAGAUUGAUAGCAGGCUCCCCGACACUGGGCAGCCUAGGGAUCGGCAUCCAUCUCUCCAUACCCUUAUACUUCAAGGUCACGAUGUGCCCACUAUCUUGACCGCUUUGUACCAAUGGGGAUUCCAGGAAUGGAGGCACGAGGAGAUCGGAUUUCACACUGUCGUCAUCAAUUUCUACGGUGAUAUCGGCCAACUUAUGGGAGACGACGUCGAGGCUGCCAUCCUGGAAGAAAUCAUAGUUCAAUGUGAUACCAAGUCGGCAGUCUUUAAAAUUGAACUUAUUGUAUGA
Molecule: messenger RNA, 1176 nt
Organism: Serendipita indica DSM 11827
Lineage: Eukaryota; Fungi; Basidiomycota; Agaricomycetes; Sebacinales; Serendipitaceae
Source: the annotation of a GenBank genome assembly